UGAUAAUAAAUAAAAUUGGUAGGAAGAAAAAAAUUGUGUACUGUCUACAAUUAAACUCAUAAAGAUGCUCUAAAUUUAAAAAAUAAUUAUAAAAUAAAUUGAACAACAAGAUUUAUUGCAGAAAAUAGAUGCAACCAUUAUGGCAAGGCAGAAAGUGAUGUGAUACAAAUCAAAAAACGAAUUAGCAGCUGACCUUAGAAAAUCUAUGGCAAAUGUUGUGCUAAUAACAAAUUAAUGUAAAUAAAACAAUCGGCCUAAUUUGGUUUGAUUUGGAGUAGUCAGAGCCAAAAGCAUCCGGUGAAAUUUCGCAACAAUUUUCCAAGUUUAAACAGCGAAUUCUUAAGGACUUGCGAGUACGUCCCACAGUUUGCAGACAUUUCAUCAAGAACACCCCACCCCCACCCAGAAAAGAAGACAGCCAGCAGCCACUGACGAAGACAACGGCAAAAAAGCAAUGACAAAAAUGAAAUUGCUUACAGCACAUGUGCCAAAGUAAGGAAAUACUCCAUUUACACCUCCAAGGAAAGAGUAUGUUUGAUUAGAGGUAUAGUAAACCACAUACAUCCCCAAUCCUUGUAGAACUGUUAAGAAAUCUACUAGUCACCUCAUUAGAGAAACCAGCAUUAAAAUCUACACACCAGCACAAGCACUGGGACUACCGUGCAUAACUAUUUAAAAUAGAGGAAACAAGAAAGACAUCGAUUGCAUUUAUUUGUCCAGAAUAGUUUUCUUAAUUGUAAGAAAAGAAGAAAACAGCCGUAACAAACCAUAUUAUAGACUUUAUUGUAUUCAAAUCUCCAAACAAACACCCGCAUACAUAUACACUCAAAAAACAGGCAAACACAUCUACGCACGCAUACACAUACACACACACACACACAAAGAAAAAUGGGUAACAAAAAUUCAUGCUGUGCCUAUUCGAGUCCGCAGUCGGAUCGAAAAUCAAAAGAUAUACCGCCCGUUUAUGAAGAACGUCAUCACAUACAUCAGCACACCUCGCAACACCAUCUGGGAGAUGGUGGUGUCCAUACAUCGUCUACAGCUGCCAUACACCAUAGCGCAGAAAUGGUGAACAUGUCACAGACACUUCAGCAUAUAUCCGAGCGUGAAGCCACAGAGGGCGAAGAAGAUCCAUCCGUUGAUCCUACGGCGGCCACAAUGUUCCUCGAACGUUCGAAGGUGGAAAAUGGUGGCAUCACUCGUAAGCGAUCUCAACAUCAAAUUGCACAACAGAAUUCUACGGGUGGCUUGAAGAAGUCCUCCUCCUGUUCGACUAUUUAUUUGGACGACAGCACCGUAUCUCAACCGAAUUUAAAGAACACUGUAAAAUGUGUAUCGCUAGCCAUUUAUUAUCACAUAAAGAAUCGUCAAUUCGAUAGGCGUUUAGACAUUUUCGAUGAGAAGUUGCAUCCGCUUACGCAUGAUCCAGUGCCCGACGAUUAUGAUUCUCAUAACCCCGAACACAGGCAAAUCUACAAAUUUGUGCGAACUCUAUUCAAUGCGGCACAAUUGACUGCUGAGUGUGCCAUUAUAACCCUAGUCUAUUUGGAACGACUUUUGACAUAUGCCGAUCUGGAUGUGGGUCCAUGCAACUGGAAGCGUAUGGUAUUGGGUGCCAUUUUGCUGGCAUCCAAAGUGUGGGACGACCAGGCCGUAUGGAAUGUCGAUUACUGCCAAAUCCUUAAAGACAUUACCGUCGAAGACAUGAACGAGUUGGAAAGACAAUUUCUAGAACUGCUGCAAUUCAAUAUCAAUGUUCCCUCAUCGGUUUAUGCCAAAUACUACUUUGAUUUGCGCACCCUAGCUGAAGCCAAUGAACUGUCAUUUCCCACUGAGCCCUUGUCAAAAGAGCGCGCCCAGAAAUUGGAAGCAAUGUCUCGAGUUAUGCAGGACAAAGUUACAGCGGAGGCCUUGAAAAAUGGCAUUAAGAAGUGGUCAUCCAUGGACAACAUCAGCCAAGGUGGGCCCAGACGGAGUGUGGCUAUUCUAUCGUGAUUUUUAUUAGUAUACUAAGAAGGUUCAAUAAUAUCAUUUGCAAACUAUUCGAAGAAAUGAUGGAAACCAAUUGCCAAAAUUAAAUCUCUCAUUUGUGUGCACACCAGACAGACAGACAGACAAACAAACCUUUUCUCCGAUAUUAAAGCGUUUGCUUAGCAAAAGCUGCUGAACACAAAAAUCACAAGAAAACAAAAGAAAAUAAAAAACAAAACAAAAAACUAAAUAUUAUUAUUAAUAUUAUAAAAGUAAAUAGCGAAACGUUUUAAAGUAGAGUGAAGUAAACAACUUAUACGAAAUUUAAAUCCCAUACAAAGUUUUACUACGUCUACUACUUACUACUACACUACUACUACUACUACCAUUAAAAACAACAAUAACAAACACAAACAAAUGCAAUUUUCUAACUAGUUUUAAAUAUGAAAACGAGAAAAAAAACCCAAAAAAGAAACAAAUUCGUUUAAAACUUUUUUACCAUUUUCAUUUAUUUUGGCUGCUAUUACAAAACGAACGAAACCAUUUAAACUAUGUAUACAUACAUACCUUAUAUCGUUUUUGUUUCUUUAUACAACAACUAAUCUACACACACACACACACACACCUAUUAUUAUUUUUAUUUCAUAUUUUGUUUGUAAAUUUUUGAAUUUCGUUGGUGCCAAGUCCAAUUUGCUUAAGCACCUAUGCAAGAUCUGCUUAAAAAGUUAGAUCUUGUACUUGCGCUGCACACUCCAAUUGAAACAAACGCCAAAUUUCCAAGCAUAUCUAAUUUUUAUUUUAACGAAUGAGGAUUUGCCUAUGAAGAAUGGACGCAGCACCAAUGAUUUUUUUGUAGAAGAUUAGCCGAAAACAAAAGAUAUAUCCAAAACACUUUUGUAAAAGAAUUUAUGUGAUGUUUAAUUUAUGUUCAAUUAAAAACAAACCACUUUUGUUUAUAAA
Stomoxys calcitrans (stable fly) is the source of this 2931-nucleotide messenger RNA. It is a transcript of the gene CycY, whose product is annotated as cyclin-Y. The transcript is spliced from 4 exons. Lineage: Eukaryota; Metazoa; Arthropoda; Insecta; Diptera; Muscidae. Gene Ontology annotation, biological process: regulation of canonical Wnt signaling pathway; regulation of cyclin-dependent protein serine/threonine kinase activity. The record is from RefSeq and is a predicted model, not a curated record. Gene Ontology annotation, molecular function: protein kinase binding; cyclin-dependent protein serine/threonine kinase activator activity. Bases 889 to 1995 code for a protein of 368 amino acids. Gene Ontology annotation, cellular component: plasma membrane.